This is a messenger RNA of Medicago truncatula (barrel medic), 1225 nucleotides long. Its product is annotated as ER lumen protein-retaining receptor A. The transcript is spliced from 6 exons. Lineage: Eukaryota; Viridiplantae; Streptophyta; Magnoliopsida; Fabales; Fabaceae. Gene Ontology annotation, cellular component: membrane. The coding region runs from base 184 to 831 and encodes 215 amino acids. Gene Ontology annotation, biological process: protein retention in ER lumen. The record is from RefSeq and is a predicted model, not a curated record. Gene Ontology annotation, molecular function: ER lumen protein retrieval receptor activity.
ACCAAAACUUAAAAAAAAAAAAAAUUACAAAACGGAAAGGAAAAAAAAUUAAAAACUUCUUCGGCAUCACAAGAAAAUUUUCAAUUCCUGUAAUUAGCGUUUCGUGCGUUUUUCAAUUCCUUUUCCUUCUUCGUCUCUCUCUCUCUCCAGGAAAACCUUGUUCCACCAUUGAUCAACGCAACCAUGAACAUCUUCAGACUCGCCGGUGACAUGACUCAUCUCCUCAGCAUUCUCGUUCUCCUCCUCAAAAUCUACGCUACCAAAUCAUGUUCAGGUGUUUCUCGUAAGACUCAAGAACUAUACGCGAUUGUGUUCUUAGCACGUUAUUUGGAUCUGUUCACGGAUUUCAUUUCCGUUUAUAAUACGUUUAUGAAGAUAGUCUUCAUUGCUAGUUCGUUGGCUAUUGUUUGGUGCAUCCGUGUUCAUCCUAUGGUUAAGAGAAGCUAUGAUAAAGACCUUGAUACUUUUCGUCAUUAUCUUCUUGUUGCUGCUAGCUUUCUUUUGGCACUCUUCUUGCACGAGAAAUUCACCUUCCUUGAGAUCUUCUGGGCAUUUUCAAUAUACUUGGAGGCAGUUGCAAUACUGCCCCAGCUGGUUUUGUUGCAACGAAGUGGAAAUGUUGACAAUUUGACUGGGCAAUAUGUAUUCUUUCUUGGUGCUUAUCGUGGAUUAUACAUUCUCAAUUGGAUAUACCGCUAUCUGACUGAGCCACGUUUCACUCGAUGGAUAGCCUGUGUCUCAGGUGUUGUUCAGACAGCUCUGUAUGCUGAUUUCUUCUACUAUUACUUCAUCAGUUGGAAGAACAAUUCAAAACUAAAGCUGCCUGCUUGAAUUAUCUCAAGAUUGUUUAGAAAUUUAGCUCCUUGUUAGGCGAGUCCCUGUUGGAAUUUAAGAGCGUAAUAUCUGCCCCUAUUCGUUAGUGGGGUAGAUGUGGGUUUUCUAGGUAAGGGGUAAAUGGGUUUUAACUUCUGUUGAACAUAACCACCUCAUAGCAAUGAAAUAUCAGGUUAAAAAUGAAAAUGUUACAUGUGGUGAGAUGAUACGUUUUAUUUCUAGAUUCAGGUCUCCAUUCCAUGGAAUUGUAUAGUUUGAAGUUUAUGGUAGCUGAUUUUGGUUAUGAUUGAAAUGAUCAUGGCUUAAGUAUGAUUACACUGUUGUACUACCUACUACCUAGUCAGAGUUUUCCAAUAUAUAAAAUUCGGCAUUGGAACAUUGUCACUCAGAA